This is a messenger RNA of Metarhizium album ARSEF 1941, 1338 nucleotides long. RefSeq names its product cation efflux family protein family. Gene Ontology annotation, cellular component: membrane; Golgi apparatus. The record is from RefSeq and is a predicted model, not a curated record. Gene Ontology annotation, molecular function: zinc ion transmembrane transporter activity. Bases 1 to 1338 code for a protein of 445 amino acids. The transcript is spliced from 2 exons. Gene Ontology annotation, biological process: zinc ion transport; intracellular zinc ion homeostasis; transmembrane transport. NCBI's taxonomy places the organism in Eukaryota, Fungi, Ascomycota, Sordariomycetes, Hypocreales, Clavicipitaceae.
AUGGAGUCAUUCAAAGCCGACCAUUACACUCAGUCGUCUACUCCUCGAAUUGAUCCUCCGCCUACAGUGGUAGUGGACGAUACAGAUCCUGCGAGCGAGAGGGAACUCGACAAUCAUACGCGACAACUCGAAUCACGACUUCUCGCGCCCUUGUCGGCCAUGGCGUCGGAAAACCAAGCAGGAGAUAUUGCCACUGCUGGCGCUCCCCAUAAUCCGUUCAACUUCCAAACUCAGAAUAUUGGCCAGCGCCGUGGUCACAGGUACAAGCAUAGUAGUAUCUCAGCACAGCAUCAGAUAUUCCAAGAACCGCCGCCGAGACCGCCUCCUGUCCUGCCAGCUUCGUUACCCAUACCGACAUUAGAGGAAGCAUGGAAGAGUAUGCAAAAUGAACAGCGUACUAGACUUUAUUGGAGCCUGUGCCACUUGGCAGUUGCUACCUUCAUCUUCUUUAGGUCUGAAGGAUCGCUCUCUGCAAUGGCUUUAUCCCACUUGGUCUUUUUCGACGCCGGCAGCGCUGCUGUAUGUGUUGUCGUGGAAGUACUAGGAAACUUUGAAGUUUGGCGACGCAGCAGCAUUCGUCACCCCUUCGGACUGGAGAGAGCCGAAGUACUCGCUGGAUUCGCCAUGUCCAUAUUUCUCCUCUUUGGGGGUUUCGACCUCGUCUCGCACAAUCUCAAACAUCUUCUGGAGACCAUGGGAAAUCAUGAGGCACACCACGAGCAUGGGCAUGACCGAAUAUCGGCUAGCUCUAUAGAUCUUGUAGCGGCCGUUGCUGCCAUAGGCACAUUAGUUUCUGCAUAUGGUCUGAAAAAUCACUCGCGCAUCGCAAAGGUCAUGAGGGUGUCGUGCCUGUCCGCACUACCAAGCGUGCUUUCUAAUCCGUUUCACUUUCUGACUUUACUUUUUUCCAUGAUUGUUGCGAUUCUGCCACUAUUCUCGAUUCAACUCUAUACUUGGCUAGACCGACUUAUCUGCGCCACCAUUUCGGUCGCUAUGUUUGGCCUCGGCAUGCGGGUGGUAAUUGCGCAAGGCCUGAUGUUAUUGAUGUCAUAUGGUGGAACUAACGGCAGCUCUGGAGUCACGGCUGUGUUAAGGGACAUUGAGUCAGAUGCUUUGAUCACUCGAGUGGAAGAGUCUCAGUUCUGGCAGGUUCACUACGGCCUAUGCAUGGCCAACCUAACAGUGAGAAUUCUGAGGGGUUGCGAUGAAAUGGCCGUCAGCAAGUUGCGGAGUCGAGUAUCAUCACUGAUCCAGAACAGACUUGGAGAAGGUUAUGGUAUGGGUGGCAAUACACGAUGGGAGGUUACCUUGCAAGUUUACCCUGAUGCAAGCUCUUGA